Molecule: messenger RNA, 987 nt
Organism: Carya illinoinensis
Lineage: Eukaryota; Viridiplantae; Streptophyta; Magnoliopsida; Fagales; Juglandaceae
Product: peroxidase 3-like
Exons: 4
Coding region: 7-987 (326 amino acids)
Biological process (GO): response to oxidative stress; hydrogen peroxide catabolic process
Cellular component (GO): plasmodesma; plant-type cell wall
Molecular function (GO): peroxidase activity; heme binding
Source: RefSeq, a predicted model, not a curated record
CCGGAGAUGAAGAUUGAGACUAACAUAAUUCUCCUGUUGGUCUGCAUAGUGGUUACUGGCUUUCUUGGGGUUUGCCAAGGAGGCAAUCUCAGGAAGAAUUUCUAUAAGACAACCUGUCCAUGCGCAGAGAAGACAAUCCAGGAUGUCACUUGGAAACAUGUUUCCAGCAAUCCCAACUUGCCGGCAAAGCUGCUGAGGAUGCAUUUCCACGACUGUUUUGUCAGGGGUUGCGAUGCAUCAAUUCUAUUGAACUCAACAGCAGAUAACACUGCAGAGAAGGAUUCACCACCAAACCAAAGCUUGUCUGGUUUCGAUGUUAUCGACGACAUUAAAGUAGAAGUUGAGAAGAAAUGCAAAGGAGUUGUAUCUUGUGCCGAUAUUCUGUCUUUGGCAGCUCGGGACUCUGUUUCAUUCCAAUUCCAAAAGCCAAUGUGGGAAGUGCUUACAGGUAGAAGAGAUGGCACCGUUUCACUCAUCGCAGAUGUCUUAUCCAACAUUCCAGCUCCUACCUUUAACUUCGACCAACUCAAGAACAGUUUUGCCCGUAAAAACCUUACCGUGCAUGACCUCGUCGUCUUAUCAGGUGGUCACACCAUUGGAAGGGGUCACUGCAUUGGUUUCACCAACAGGCUCUACAACUUCACUGGAAGAGGCGAUCAAGAUCCGUCUUUGAACCCAACCUAUGCCGAGAUCUUGAAGAAAAAAUGUCCGAGCCCCACAGACGUAAUAACAACAGUGGAAAUGGACCCAGGUAGCUCCCUGAAAUUUGACAGCAGUUACUACGAAAUCCUUCUGCAGAAUAAGGGUCUGUUCCAAUCCGACGCGGCGCUUGUGACUAUCAAGCGAGCCAGAAACACUAUCGAGGAGUUGGUUAGCCAAACAGAUUUCUUCACAGAAUUUGCACAGUCGAUGAAGAGGAUGGGAGCGAUCGAGGUCCUCACUGGCACCACCGGUGAGAUUAGGAAGCAAUGUGGGAAAGUGAAUUAA